UUUAGGUAAAUAUGCUUCUGCUUCUUUUUUGACGCAGUUAGUUUAUUGGAAUUUUUUUUCUGGUAUGAAUGACAUUAUACCAUACUAAAGAAACAAACAUGAGAAUACGGUACUGGACCUCCAAGAAAAUUGGUAUCGCGGAAACCACUUGAAAAGCUGAAUAUUAGGGACUUCAGAGUGCAUCUGGACAUACAUACGUGUAUUUAGAGUGGAAUGAAGCAUUUUAAUAUGGUUUAUGAAAUUCCAAUGUUGCUGGAGUAGUCUCUGAAGUCUUGUUCCUUUUAUGGCACUGUAAGAUCUCGUAAUGCUAUAUACAUAUGAACAUGGUAAACAUUGACUUGAAGCUGACUAAGGAGGCAAAUAUGGUGCUAAAUAUGGCCGAUAACAGAGGCAGUUUGGUUGACGCGAUGUCUGAGCUCCUGACGUCGUGCACAGGUGCCGAUGUUACGCUGUGUGUCCGAGGUGGUGAAAUAAAGGCGCACAGGUUAAUACUCUCCGCCAGGAGCCCGGUCUUCGCAGCUAUGUUACUGCGGCACGACACGGAGGAAGCUGCCAGUGGCCGUGUCCAGAUACCGGACGUAGAGGCUGCCACUAUGCAGCAGCUCGUCCGCUACAUGUACACGGACGAGGUCCCGGAGGGGAAAGAAUCUGCGGCAGAGCUACUGGCAGCUGCUGACAAAUACGACCUCCCUCUGCUGAAGGAGGCUUGCGAGGACCGGUUGCUGCAGGAUUUGUCUGCAGAGAAUGUGGCGGAGUGUGCGGUGCUGGCCUUACAGCACUGUUGCUCGUGUCUGCUCGAUGCCGCCAUUGAGGUGAUCUCCGAGGACCCUCUGGAGGCCCGCAAAACGGAGGGCUGGCGGGAGGGAGUUGCCUGCUGCCCACAACUGAUGACUGAAAUCUCGGAUUUGGUUGAAGCAGAAAUCAGUGCCGCAAAGGAGGAAGCCUUGAAGAAGUGGCUGCACGAAGCUGCCGAACAUGGAAAUGUGGCAGAACUUGCAGACGUUCUGGCACAGGGGGUGGACAUAAACUGCCGGUGCGAGAACGGCUACACGGCACUUCACAAGGCGGCGAAGGGCGGCGACGUCUUGGCCGUAAACUGGCUGUUGGAGGCGGGUGCUGAUGUCGGUGCAGAAAACAACUGGCAGCAGAUGCCCCUCCACGUAGCAGCGGGAUACGGCAGACAGGGUGUCGCCAUGACCUUGCUGUUCUAUGGGGCAGACAAAGACGCCUGGGACGGCAGUGGGCAGACGGCUCUGCAGGUUGCCGCUGCGUGUGGUGAAGCGGCCGUGGUCAACCUGUUGUUGCGGCUGGGAGCCGACCGAUCUGCUGCCGGAUACGGUAGGACGCCUCUGGAACUUGCCCAGGCGUACAACAGGAGGCCAGUAAUAGAUAUUCUGAGUGGGAUUCGUCCGGUGUAAGGUGGACCUUUGGUACUAUUUUCUGAGUAA
This is a messenger RNA of Schistocerca gregaria, 1448 nucleotides long. RefSeq lists its product as uncharacterized. The transcript is spliced from 3 exons. The record is from RefSeq and is a predicted model, not a curated record. NCBI's taxonomy places the organism in Eukaryota, Metazoa, Arthropoda, Insecta, Orthoptera, Acrididae. Gene Ontology annotation, biological process: regulation of proteolysis; proteasome-mediated ubiquitin-dependent protein catabolic process. Gene Ontology annotation, cellular component: cytoplasm. Gene Ontology annotation, molecular function: ubiquitin protein ligase binding. Bases 318 to 1418 code for a protein of 366 amino acids.